This is a messenger RNA of Penicillium griseofulvum, 375 nucleotides long. RefSeq lists its product as uncharacterized. Lineage: Eukaryota; Fungi; Ascomycota; Eurotiomycetes; Eurotiales; Aspergillaceae. The record is from RefSeq and is a predicted model, not a curated record. The transcript is spliced from 3 exons. The coding region runs from base 1 to 375 and encodes 124 amino acids.
AUGACAAACAACAUCACUAAUAUCAUAAAUAUCGUUGUUAAUGCACUCCCACCACCUCCUCCAUCCACCUCCGCCAACCAAACCUCCCCAUCUCCCUCUGCCUCUGGGACCUCUCGGUCCAUAGGCGAACAGUUGGUCGACGACCCGGGCUUUUGGGCCCUUAUGCCGGUCUCCAAGGACGAGGAUCUUGAGGGCACCCCCCUCAGAGAAGUCACUGUGGGUGGGCAGCCCACGAAGACCGACGAGGAGAUCGCCGAAGAGGAUAAAGCCAAUGGCCAUCCGCCUCCUGGGGCCUUCGGGACCCUCAAGACCCCUGACGCCCCCGAGACCCUCGAAAUUCGGCCGCCAGCUGGGAUGGCUAGCUCGAUAUGCUGA